Messenger RNA from Pteropus alecto (black flying fox), 2202 nucleotides. RefSeq names its product beta-alanine-activating enzyme-like. Gene Ontology annotation, biological process: amino acid activation for nonribosomal peptide biosynthetic process. Gene Ontology annotation, molecular function: protein binding. The record is from RefSeq and is a predicted model, not a curated record. The annotation marks the transcript as partial. NCBI's taxonomy places the organism in Eukaryota, Metazoa, Chordata, Mammalia, Chiroptera, Pteropodidae. The transcript is spliced from 2 exons.
GCAAAAUUGAUUUUUCUGAGUUAAACAAGACUUAUUUAAAGUACACAAACUUGAAGUUUGAGUGUAAGCUCAAUGGAAAAGAGGAACUUUGGGAAAAAUUACAACAUUUGUGGAAGUCUAUUCUGAAUCUCUCAGAAGAUUCUUCAAAGAUUCCCGAUGACUCACUCUUCUUAAAUAGUGGUGGAGAUUCCUUAAAGUCUGUACGGCUCCUCAGUGAGAUUGAAAAGCUUGUUGGCACAUCAGUACCUGGGCUUCUGGAAAAUAUUCUUAGCAGUUCCAUUUUAGAGAUUUAUAAUCACAUCCUUCAGACAGUGUUUCCAGAUGAAGAUCUGAUAACAUUUAGCAAGAAUUAUGUCACGAAAAGAAAAUUCAACGAUGUUAGUCAAGAGGAAACCAGUGGAAAAUCUUUACAUCAGAAAUCUGUCAUGCCUUCAAAUUUAGACACCGAGAUAAAUGCUUUUAUUGCACUGAGCAGAGGGAGUCAGAUUUUGGCUCUGAAUACUACUGUGUUUUUAACUAGGUUUGGACAUUUCCCUUCAGCCUGUUCUUCUGAUUUAAUUUCACAGACUGAUAUUCAAAAUGUGAAAAGCUUAAAUCCUUCAGCUCUUAUUGGGAAGUCAAAAGAUUUGACCUGCGUUGCAAAAGUUUAUGAAGAUGGAACACCUGUGAUAGGGGCUGAGAAAAUGGAGUUACAUGUGAGGUGGAGGUCAGACACAGGCAAAUGUGUAGAUGCUUCGCCUCUGGUUGUAAUACCAGCUAUUGAUAAGUCAUCUGCAACUGUGUACAUUGGCUCCCAUUCUCAUAAAAUGAUGGCACUUGACCUUUACUCUGGGAAGGUGAACUGGGAACAGAUUUUGGGAGAUCGAAUUGAAUCCUCAGCAUGUGUAUCUAAGUGUGGAAACUUUAUUGUAGUGGGUAAGUUUUUGAAUUAGAAGUUUAUAGAGUUAAAUUUAAUUACUAUAUGAUAAUAUACCAUAUGGUAAUGGUAGUAGGACUAAGUUAAAUUAAAAAAAAAAACUGUAUAUGGUGGCAGAUUUGGUUGCAGUCAAAGAAUAGUUAACUAUCUGCUAAUUGUCACAGUGUGGGCCUUAGGUCAGAGUCCUUGGGUCUGAACCUACCUCUAAAGCUGUUAUCAGCUCUCUAAUCUAUGACACAUUGCUCAACCUCUUAGAAUUUCAGUUUUCUCAUGAGUAUAUGGGCAUAAUAAAUAAAACAUGCUGCUGCAUCUCAAAUUAUCCCCAAACUAAUCAUUUAGAGUAACAAACUUUUAUUAUCUCACAGUUUCCGUGGGUCAGGAAUUUAGGAGCAACUUAAUUGGAAAUUUUGGCUCAGGGUUUCUCAUAUGGCCGCAGCCAUCUGAAGGCUUGACUUGGGCUGAAAAAUCUGCUUCCAAAAUGGCUACUCACAUUGCUGCUAGCAGGAGGCUUCCAUUCUUUGCUGGUUCUUGGCAGGAAGCUCAAUUUCUUGCCACAUGGGCCUUUCCAUAGGCUGCUUGAAUGCCCUCACAGCAUGGUAGCUAACUUUCUUCAGAGUGGAUGAUCAGAGAGAGUGAAAAAGAGAGAGAGGAAGAGAGGAGGAGGGGAGAGAAGGAGGGAGGAGAGAGGGAGAAUUGGAGAAGGGAUUCAGUACUUUUUUGACUUAGUCUCCAAAGUUGCAUACCAUAAUUUUUACUUUUGUUCAUUAGAAGCACGUUAAGUCUGGCCCAUACUCAGGGCAUGGAGAGGGAGAACUAGGCUCUUGAAAGGAAGAGUAUCAAAUAAUUUGAAGACGUAUUUGAAAACCACCACAAUCAUCAUGGAGCUUUUGAAAUGAUUUAAUGAAAGAUACAACAUAAAUCUUUUAGUAUAUUGCUAGGCACAGACAAGUGCUCUUUAGUGUUAGCUACUACCUGCUACUCAGUUUCAUUAAAUUAUAGGUGACUUCUACUUUACUAGGAAUGUGGGGGUCCAACUGUAAUGCCUCCCUUUUUUACUCCCCCAACUACAUUAGGUUUUACUAUAUAUGGUCAUAGAAUCUGUUCAUCAAAGCUUUUCAGACAGCGCUUAGGAAUAUAUCUCCCUACUAAUGCUGUCCUAGCUGGGAUCUACUUGAAUCUCUGUUUGAUCCUUCUCUUUUGAACACCUACAUUUUGCAAAUUAUACUACAGGAAACUUUCAGUUAUAUACCUCAUCCACGAUAUUUGCCAUCUAUAUCUUUUAUGAA